ACCACACAUGGUCUCCUUUACUUUCACCACUAUGCAACAACAGCAAAGCCACUGCCUUUCCAUCGCGCUCUGUAAGAACCCUUCACCUUUCACUGCUUUCAACUUCCAUUGCUUCUCUCAUUUCCUUUACCCCUCCACUCCCAAACACGAAAUUUCUCAAAUUUUUGUAGAUAGAAGAACACACGCUAGAGCAGUUAGACACCACUUUAAUGCAAAGUUAUCCACAAAAGGCCAUGAAGCCUCAAGAAAGUUUACAAAUUUCAAUACUAGGAAAGAAACUGGUUCUGGGUUUAGUUCUUCAAGGUCUAGAAAUGGUGGAGGUGAAAUAAACAACUUGGAGAACAUUUUCAGUUCUGUCUUGGAAGGGAAGGCUGAGAACAAGAGGCUUUUAAAGGAUAAGGUUGCAAGAAAAAUGGGUUCUCGGAGUUCUUCACUGAAGUCUAAGAAAGAUAAGGUUAAUUCUCCUUCAGUGAACUUGAGGGGUCAAUUGGAUAUGUGUUCAAAGAGAGGGGAUGUGAUGGGUGCAAUUCAGCUGUAUGAUAAAGCUUUGAAAGAAGGAAUUACAAUGGGGCAGUAUCAUUAUGCUGUGCUUUUGUAUCUUUGCUCUUCUGCGGCUGUGGGCUUUGUUCAACCUGCUAAAAGUGGUACUGGUAAUCGACCUUUGAAUAUGUUACAAAUUUCGAAUGAUAUUGGGAAUUCUAUUUCUUCUGAAUUGGCUGUUCGUGGUAGAAGAAGUUUUGAUCAUAUAGACAGUAGUUUCUUCGAGAAGAACUUGAAUCGGUUUUCGAAAGGGUCUGCAAAGCCUUAUUCUCAACUUUCAGAAGGUCCUAGUUGUCAAGAAGAUGAUGAAAUUUGGGUAAGUGAAGAUGUCAAGAAGUAUGCACUUGUUAAGGGAUUUGAGAUCUACGAAAAGAUGCGUUCGGAUAAUGUCCCGAUGAAUGAGGCGACGUUGACGGCUGUGGCAAGAAUGGCAAUGUCAAUGGGAAAUGGUGACAUGGCAUUUGAUAUGGUGAAGAAAAUGAAGCCGCUGGGUAUAAAUCCUAAAUUGCGGUCUUAUGGUCCUGCUCUCUCUGUUUUUUGCAGUACCGGAGACGUCGACAAAGCUUUCGAAGUUGAGAAACACAUGUUGGAGGAUGGCGUUCAGCCAGAAGAGCCUGAACUGGAGGCACUCUUAAGAGUUAGCGUAGGAGCCGGAAAAGGUGACAAAGUGUACUAUUUACUGCAUAAAUUAAGAACAAGUGUGAGAAAAGUGUCGCCUUCUACCGCUGAUGUAAUCGUUAAAUGGUUUGAGAGCAAAGCAGCUUCGAGAGUAGGGAAGCGAAAAAUAGAUAAGAGAUUAAUAAAGGUGGCAAUUGAAAAUGGAGGCGGAGGCUGGCAUGGGCAGGGCUGGUUGGGUAAAGGAAAGUGGAGUAUUUCACAUACAGUUGUUGGAGCCGAUGCCUUAUGUAAAUGUUGUGGGGAAAAGCUGGCUUUAAUAGAUCUCGAUCCUGUAGAAACAGAGAAGUUUGCUGAAUCAGUUGCAUCUAUAGCUAUAAAAAGAGAGAAGAACUUCAGUUUUCAAAAGUUUCAAAAAUGGCUCGACUACUAUGGACCAUUUGAAGCUGUGGUUGAUGCAGCUAAUGUAGGUCUUUUCAGCCAGAAAAGAUUCAUGCCAUCAAAGGUCAAUGCUGUUGUUAACGCAAUACGACAGAAACUACCAUCAAGGAGAUGGCCACUCAUUGUUUUGCAUAACAGACGGAUCACUGGACGGAAAAUGGAUGAACCAGUAAAUAAAGCAAUAAUCGAGAAGUGGAAAAAUGCUGAUGCUCUAUAUGCAACUCCAACUGGAUCCAAUGAUGAUUGGUACUGGUUGUAUGCAGCUAUAAAGUUCAAGUGCUUAAUUGUUACUAAUGACGAGAUGAGAGACCAUACAUUUCAACUUUUGGGAAAUGACUUCUUUCCGAAAUGGAAAGAAAGGCAUCAAGUGCAUUUCAGUUUCUCAAAUGCUGGUCCAGUAUUUCACAUGCCUCCUCCAUGUUCUGUCGUAAUUCAGGAAUCAGAUAAAGGCCACUGGCAUAUUCCCAUUGCAUCUGAACUUGAUUAUGAUUCUGAAAGAACAUGGUUAUGCAUUAGACGAGCUAACUCACUUGUCGUGAAGGAAGAUUCCGCUACCCUAACUGAAGAUUCACAGCCUCUUAAUGAUAAGGAACAUGCAAAGACAACCACUCAAACCAAAGUCAAUUCAAACUCCCCUCCACUAAAUGAUGGCAAUUAUGAUAAACUGGAAAAGCUUGCUGAGGAAAUAUACAAAAACAUCACUGAUAUUUCAUUUGCUUCCGUUUGCUCAGAUCAGUACACAGUUCUAUCAGAAAUAGAGGCCGCAGAGAAUCUUGGCAACUGUGUAAUUGACUUUCAAAUAUGAGACAAGUGGCAUUCAUGUAAAGUUGUGGAAAUUGUAAUGAACUAUCAUUUGGAAUCCCCUCGUAAUUGUAUAGUUUCAAAGCUCCUGAGCUGAGUUUAUAUCGCUGCAUUUUGUACUUAGCGAGGUUUUUG
Messenger RNA from Hibiscus syriacus, 2532 nucleotides. Its product is annotated as proteinaceous RNase P 1, chloroplastic/mitochondrial-like. Gene Ontology annotation, biological process: tRNA 5'-leader removal. Gene Ontology annotation, molecular function: protein binding; ribonuclease P activity. The record is from RefSeq and is a predicted model, not a curated record. The coding region runs from base 8 to 2401 and encodes 797 amino acids. NCBI's taxonomy places the organism in Eukaryota, Viridiplantae, Streptophyta, Magnoliopsida, Malvales, Malvaceae. The transcript is spliced from 7 exons.